AUUGUGAUUUUGAUGAUGACUUUUGUAACUGGCUGCAAUAUGAUGGAGAUGACUUCAACUGGGAUAGGAUGAAAGGAAAAACCAAAAGCCACAGUACAGGACCUUCUGUUGACCACACAUCUGGACAUGGUUACUAUACCUACAUUAAAACUAGCAACAGAAAAGGACAUGCUAAAGCAAUUCUAUUAAGUCCCACCCUGAACGCUGGUAAAUAUUGCCUCUCAUUCUGGUACUACAUGUAUGGAUCAGGUAUUGACAGACUUCGCUUACAGCUGUGGCAAAGAAAUGGUACUAAGGAAACAAUUAGCACAGUCAAGUCAGAACAGGGUCAACAAUGGUUUCAUAAUUGGAUAGCUUUCGAAGGAAGAGUAAAAAAUGACUGGAGCUAUAUAAGAAGCCAAGGUGACAUUGCAAUUGAUGACGUAACAUUGUUUUCUUGCAAUGAUUGCAAUGACCCAAGACCAAGCCAUUCUGUUGCUAAUUCCACUAAUUAUAAGUAUGGUUCUGUGAUGAAAAUACAAUGUAAAAAUGGGUACAGUAUACAAGGAGAAUCAGUUAUCGUUUGCGAGGCAAUGGGACUUUGGAGUGGAAGUGCAACUUGUAUACCCCAUGAUUGCGGAAACAUUUCACUUCCGAACGGGAAUUUCAUAACUCCACAUGGAACAAUGUUCGGACAAGUUGGCAGAAAAGAAUGUAACACUGGGUUUAUUUUAAAUGGGGAACCAAAUGUAAGAUGUACUGCCAAUGGAUGGUCAAACACAACUUCACAUUGCAUACUUGUUGAUGUUGAGACAAACAGCAGUCCUCUGAUCGUCGUGUAUAUUUUGGUUCCUGCCGUUUUCCUCAUGAUUGCAGCUAUUUGUACUGUCUUGUACAUGAGGAAAAGAAAUCUGAGUUGCAUGAAAGUAUUGAAAACGUUCAAAAGAGCUCGAGAAGUACCGUCUAGAGAUUCUUUGCAAGAAAAGAGUCAUUCAAACCAAAUGUAUAGUAACGAAGACCUUCAACUUGAUGACGAAUAUGCAACAAUUUCCGGAGAACAAACUGACGAUAAAAAUUUAAGUACCGGUUAUUACGCAGCCGUUGAUAGAUCCGGAAAAAAGAAAAAGAGUAAUCAAACAAAAUCCACUGAUGGUAAUAAAUCAGCUUGUAGCAUUGAUUUAAAUGAAUGCAAUACAUAUAAUGUACUAAACGCUAAAGCUCUAAAUAACAGUUUAAAAGGUGGUGAAGAGCGUAACUUUGACUACGACAGUGCAUGUACCAGACAAAUGAAGAACGAAGCAUCUAACCGUGAUGACUAUUCGCAUAUUGGUGAUCUUGAAAUGAAAUACCAGCACACUCAACAUUUUCCACCCCAACCGGACAUAGAGAAAAAUACAGAGUACUCGCAUAUUGAUAGAAUCAGCAGUACAAGCACGAAAGUCCCAAAACAUUUGGAAACAGACUACCACGACUAUGAUGAGUACCAAAAUCCAGUCGUGAAAGAAAAGAAGGUACUCGAAAAGCAUGCACCAAAGAUAAAGCAAAUUGAAGAUAAAGCACCAGAUUAUAACAAUGUCGCACAAACCAAAGAAAUGUACGAAAGUAAUGAAUCUGAAAAUCAUGAUUACUUCAUUCUAGAAAAGACAUAGAUG
This is a messenger RNA of Ruditapes philippinarum (Manila clam), 1631 nucleotides long. RefSeq lists its product as uncharacterized. The transcript is spliced from 7 exons. The annotation marks the transcript as partial. Gene Ontology annotation, cellular component: membrane. The record is from RefSeq and is a predicted model, not a curated record. NCBI's taxonomy places the organism in Eukaryota, Metazoa, Mollusca, Bivalvia, Venerida, Veneridae.